Messenger RNA from Dromaius novaehollandiae (emu), 4581 nucleotides. RefSeq lists its product as uncharacterized. The transcript has 19 exons. Lineage: Eukaryota; Metazoa; Chordata; Aves; Casuariiformes; Dromaiidae. The record is from RefSeq and is a predicted model, not a curated record. Bases 666 to 4562 code for a protein of 1298 amino acids. Gene Ontology annotation, molecular function: ATP binding; protein tyrosine kinase activity. Gene Ontology annotation, biological process: regulation of apoptotic process; protein phosphorylation.
CAGGCCUAUUCUUGGAAGACCUCUGUCGAAACCAAGAGAGCUCCCUCAGACGACAGUUGGGCCUGCCAUGAUUUGUUUACCUACUGAAGGUAGGACUAAGGCACUGGAAUUCUUGACAGGUGAGUGCAAAGUUCAUAGCUCCACCUUUUCCAAUAGGUAGCUGGACUGAAGCCAAGACUGGCUGAAAAUACUUGAAAUAAGAGCAAAGCCAUGCCCCCAAGACAAAGGCAUGCCCUGAAUCACUUAUCUCACGUGCCAAGGGAUAAGCUUCAGGUGGGUUUGCCAGCAGACACCAGCCUUUUCCACUGCCUUCCCACACAGCCACUGAUAUAAGGGAUUCAGCUUUGCCCAGGGAAGAAAGAAAGAAAAGGAACUGGAGAUGGGAGAAACCAGGAAGGAUAUUUCAUUCCAUCUAUAAAACCCGCAUACAGGUGGAAGAAAGGGAAAGAGUAAACAACUUCAUGGGCUUGUGAGCGCCACAUGGCUUGAUCCUGAUCCCUGGCUCUGGUCUGGCCAUUAAGUGUGAAAAGUUGGUGCUCUGCUUCUGUUUAACAGUUGUGCCUGAUUGAAAACAGGAAAAAGGAACAGUGCAGGGGAGACAGAGAACACGUGCAUGCCACUGCCAUGUCCGUUUGCUCUCUGACUCUCCAAACAACCUGAGAAAGAUGAAUAGUGACAGUGAGACAGAAACCUGUGAGCAGUGUGGAGAAAAGAAAUGCGGUGACCUCAUUUUUCAUAAGCUCUAUUGCUAUGACAUCUACAUCCCAUCUGCACCUGCACCGCGUAACAAAGAGCAGAUAGAUGUUGACAGAUUUAUUAAUGAGAAGAUUGUGGAAGUCCUGGAGAAUGAUGACUACUGCUGUUACCAUGGUUGCAGGAAUUUCAUUGGUGGAGAUAUCAUCAUGCAGGCGAUGCAGAAGCCCAUGAAAAUUAUCCCUGUUACACUUAUACCAGUCUACAAAGACCAAUAUUUCCUAACCCUUUUAGACAUGCUCAUAACUGCAGAUAAGCUGAGAAGAAUAGUGUUGCUUUUGUUUGAUGCUACUUAUAUUAGGCCCAAUCUAUUGCAAUGUUGCUUUUCAAUAGAAGCAAAUGACCCACAACUUUUGCGCAAAAUAAGGAAAACCAUAGACCGUCAUAGGAGAUUGAUUCCACUGAGCAGAAGGAAACAGACAGUAUUGAAGGAAACGGAGCUAGAGUCUACUCCGUUCCCCUCAUCCUCCGCAGGCAGAGACUCCCCUUUCAGGAGGUCAGAUAGAUCAAGGGAGUCAUUCAGGCCAUACUGGAGACACCAUGGCACCUUCUCCUCCAGCAGGAACUCGUUCUUGCCGCUGAAGCACAGAGUGCUUCCCCACAGAGAAAUUGAAGAUAUCCUGAAAGAAAUGUCCUACACACCUUUUCAAGAGCAAGGUGACUAUUUUCUGAGAUACUGGGAUGCUAGCAAUGAGUGGAUCAGACAACGUAUCUGUCAGGUGUUGAUCAGAAACAUCAGGAGGGACUUCCUGACUUUCUGUAAGGUGGCAGAGCUGGAGAGCUUGGAGUUGAGAGUAAGAAAUCUCAUCCAAUGCAGCAGCUCUGCUUCUAACAAGGAGCUUUGCAUUCAGAAGGAGAAACUAUAUUGUUGGAUUCUGGCAGCGAUGUUUGUUCAUGUCUCCACAACAAACAACGUGAAGCUGAAGGCUCUGCUGAGGGGAAUGGCCUUUGCAAAAUGCACCGUUCCUUCGGGGGAGAGAAAUUAUGAGUAUCUGUGCCUUAGUGCCUACCAGAAAAUCAGAGUGGCCAUCUCCACUGCUGUAAAAAAACAAAGGUCCUGGCCAAAUUCCAUAGAAACAUAUCUGAAGCACUUGGAAAGUUUCCUUAGGACACUGGAGAAAAGAGUGACUUUCACAAAUCAGAGGGUCCUGCAGUUCCAGUUCAUCCAGAAGCAGCUCCAGAGAGUACCCUGGAUGAUAAGACAUGUCUUUAUUCUUGUUAUUACCGAAAAGGUGUUUGAAGCCAAACAGCUUGCAGUUAGCCAGUCCUUCUUCCUCUAUGUGUGCACAAAGUUGGGGAAAAAUCACUGGGAAAUUUUACUGGAAAUCACUGAGCGCAUCACUGAACAUAUCCAAGCCAGCCACACACAAGGGGCAGUAACAGAGUGCCUAGAUCUUCUCCAAAGCCUGUGGGAAUGGUGCACGAGAACUGCCACUAAAGAGAAGAAGCCUUUGGUAAAAACUAUCCUCCAUCAUUUCUUCCAAAAGUUGCUUUACCACCCCGUGAGUGAAGUGAGACACUGCAUUGCACCACUGCUCUUUAGUGAGGAUGGCGCAUGCAUGCAUGUUACUGAGCUGGGAAACAAAAUGAUCCCAGCCAAUCCCAGCCACGUGGAGGCAGCUCUCCAAGAAUAUCUGAAGGGCACCUUCCCUGAUCUAGCCCUCAAGGGACAGCUGAAGGCAAAUGCCAGUAGCAUGGUUGUGCAAGGAGUCAUACCUGCAGGUAACGUGAAGAUCUGCAUAGCCAAACAACAGACCCUGAAUGACAUCUUGCAGACGAAUACCACCGACAGUGACUGUGAAAGGUUUCAAAAGCUGAUUGGAAUAGUGGCUCUGUGUGCAGACAAGGAGUCCAUUGCCAAGCUGCAAAUGUCCAGUGCCUGUGGAGUGCCUCCUUUGUACAUGCUGGAAGAUGGGAACCCACUCUUGGCUUUCCUGCAGGAAAAGAGAAAUAAACUCACCCUAUCUAAUAUAUUAGGCAUUUUAAAGGAUGUUGCCAGAGCUGUCUGGUCCUGUCACCAGAAAAGGGUCUUACUUUGCGACAUCACACCAGCCAGCUUCAUCGUGUUCACAAGUGGGGGACAAGGAACGAGAGCUCUUCAGAUCCAGGCCAAGCUGUCUAAUUUCCUCCAGGCCAGGCUGGCUCCUGCGGAGGAUGAGAAGGAUUAUUCAGCUAGUGAUUGUCCUUAUGAAAACAUCAGAUCCUCACAGCUCAUAGGGGACAGUGAGGAACCACUGUCCAUAUACUUCAGUGCUCCCGAGUCUCUGAAGUACCACAUCUUCUCUGCUUUCUCUGAUGCAUGGGCCAUUGCUGCGACGUUUUACUCCAUUCUCCUGUAUGGUGGGCAGACAUACUUCGAACUCAAGCACUUGCCUGUGUCCAGGUUCAUAGAAGAGAUAUGCAGUGGGCACAGGGCACAAAGACCAGACUCAAUUCCUCUGAAGCUGUGGGACAUGAUAGCCCCUAACUUGGAGCGUGAGGAGACAAAGCGCACAUCCAUGGAGGCAUUGGUAGAGCACUUGGAAAACUACGGGAGUAUCCUGGGGUCAGAUCUGGACAAACUGCAUGAGAUAAUGAGUCAGUUCUCUCCCAUCUGCGAGGAAGAUAUUAUAAGGGGCUACCUUGACAGCAAAGGCAACUUCAAAAGGAGUGAUCCACCAAAUGUAUUUCCAGAUGUGUGUGAAGACAGUGUUGAGCAGAAGGAUGACUGCCUGUGUGAGUUGGUGUCAUUCAGAAUGAACCAUACGACCAAGACAGCCCUGUGUGCGUUAGAACAUGAGAACAUACUGCCAGUAAAAGAAAUCAUGCACUACUUCCCCAUGACCACCACCCUGAUCUCCCAGCCUCUUGGUGGCAACAGGACAUCCCUAAUGCAGGUUGCUGCAAGUGCUAGCAUGGACGAUCGCAAGCUUCUCACUUGCCUGGAGCAGGUUGCUUCUGCCAUGGCAUAUCUUCAUUCCAGAAGAAUCAUACACUGCGACCUGCAGUGCCAUUACAUUUACCUUAAUUCUGGUCACCAUUGCCCAGAGGUGAUAGCAAAAGUUAGUCGCUGGGGAAGAGCAGUCUGUCUGCCACAUCCAGGGACAGAUGACAACCUCUUUGAGCCAUAUGUGCGCAAACUUAUGCCGGCUGAUGCAGCCAAGUGGGCUGCCCCAGAGGUGAGGAAUGAUGGGCUCUAUUCCCGAGCAUCAGAUGUCUUUAGUUUUGGGAUUGUGAUAUGGGAAGCUUUGACAGCACAGUUGACCAACCUGCACAUGUUCAAACCACUGAAACCUUUCCGCUUACUGAACUGCAGGGAGGUUCUAAAAUUCACGGAGUUAGGAAAUAUCCCUGGUGAUUUUGGCUUUCCAAAGCUCGCAGGACUAAUUGAGUGCAUGAAGGCCUGUUGGAAUCACAACCCCACCAGGAGACCUGCAUUCUCAGCCAUAUUAGAGGUGAUCAAAGCGGAAAAAACAGCAGCCAGGGACUGCAAGGCUGCCAGGCUCGCAGCAGUGCCUUCUACUGCAGACGCGGAGGACUACAACUCUGUUUACUUCAGCAGUGAAGCCUCAGAGGAGGACUCCUUCAGCCAUAUUUACAACACAGUUGCAGAGUCUGACCCUGAUCUCCCACGGGCCGCGGACAACGUAUCAGGGCAUGGGGAUGUCCCCCAGCUCCAGCUGUCGGCAGAGCAGACUCUUUAUUUCUCCAAGCAAGACAAAUGGGGAGAGAUGGUUAAUGAAUUUGAGGCAAAAAGAGGAAUAGAUAGGAGCCCAGCCACUAUCAAGGAGACUGACUGGUAUAUUGAUACUGGCAUUAACUGGCAAUAAAAAAAAAAAAAAAAAAAAA